This is a messenger RNA of Zerene cesonia (dogface butterfly), 711 nucleotides long. RefSeq lists its product as uncharacterized. The transcript has 4 exons. The record is from RefSeq and is a predicted model, not a curated record. Bases 69 to 632 code for a protein of 187 amino acids. NCBI's taxonomy places the organism in Eukaryota, Metazoa, Arthropoda, Insecta, Lepidoptera, Pieridae.
AGUGAUAACAUUGUAUCACUAGUGGUCAGGACGUGUCCGAUUCAUUGAGUUGAGAGCGAUACAACAGAAUGGUUAUUGAAAUUCCCGAAUUUGGGAGGUGCUGUUUUUGCAUGCCUUUACGGAGAGGCAUUGCAACAUAUGGAUAUAUGAACAUUGUGUGGUCAACCCUAAUGUUGUUAAUGCUUAUACAUUACAAUCCCUAUUUGGAGUUCGCGUAUCUAUAUUUAAAUUUGCUUUCCUAUAUAGGAUGGGAGGCGUCAAUAGCUCUGUAUAGUGUGGACAUCGUUGUAAGUUUUUGCCUUGUAAUUGGAACUCAUUUGAAAAACGUAAAAUUACUGAAGGCUUACGUAUGCUAUGUAGUGUUAACUUUGCUUGCGUUGUUCACAUUCAAUCUUGUCCAAUCCUUCAAGAUCAUCAAUUUUUUCUUUGUGAUUUCGAGUUUAACAGGUCUCUUUAUCAGUUUGUGCAUUCAUGUCUACAUAUUGAUAUUAGUGUGGAGUUUAAUUAGGAAAAUCGAAACGGCAACAGCAGAAGAUGGCUACCAGAAUCAGCUGCACCAAUUUGUGAAUCUUGAGGAUGGUGAAAAUAUUGUAAUUGAGAAGGACAGUACUACAAUACCUGUAGAAACUUAAAAUUCAUUAACGCGCCAGUACGUUAGUAGUUAUUUCGAGUGUGAACAAUCAAGUUUAUUUGUACCAAUAAAACUUUUCU